Zophobas morio is the source of this 943-nucleotide messenger RNA. Its product is annotated as large ribosomal subunit protein eL19-like. Gene Ontology annotation, cellular component: ribosome; cytosolic large ribosomal subunit. Bases 168 to 767 code for a protein of 199 amino acids. Lineage: Eukaryota; Metazoa; Arthropoda; Insecta; Coleoptera; Tenebrionidae. The transcript is spliced from 3 exons. Gene Ontology annotation, molecular function: RNA binding; structural constituent of ribosome. Gene Ontology annotation, biological process: translation. The record is from RefSeq and is a predicted model, not a curated record.
AACUUAGAAAAACAUAAAGAAGUUGGACUAUUGAUCAAAAUGCAUACAAAAUUGUGGUGUAUUGUGGGUUCUCUAUUUUCGCCGAAAACGUCAAACACCAAACGUCAAAGUAACGCGUGGUUUCGAUUUCUUGUAAUUUUUUUACACGUGCUGCAGUCGCGGUAGCAAUGAGUUCGCUAAAAUUGCAGAAGAGGCUCGCAGCCUCGGUUAUGCGAUGUGGGAGAAAAAAAGUCUGGUUGGACCCUAACGAAAUCAACGAAAUUGCCAACACAAAUUCAAGACAGAACAUCCGGAAAUUAAUCAAAGAUGGUCUCAUCAUUAAGAAACCCGUCGCCGUACACUCCCGUGCCCGUGUCCGCAAGAACACGGAAGCCAGAAGAAAAGGCAGACAUUGUGGCUUUGGUAAAAGAAAAGGUACUGCAAAUGCGCGUACCCCUCAAAAAGAACUGUGGACCCAAAGAAUGCGGGUCUUGAGGCGACUGUUGAAAAAGUACAGGGAAGCCAAGAAAAUUGACAGACACUUAUACCACAAUCUGUAUAUGAAAGCCAAAGGCAACGUUUUCAAGAAUAAGAGAGUUCUUAUGGAGUACAUCCAUAAGAAGAAGGCUGAGAAGGCUAGAACAAAAAUGUUGAAUGACCAAGCUGACGCACGCAGAUUGAAAGUCAAGGAGGCCAGAAAACGGCGAGAAGAACGCAUCGCUGCUAAAAAAUUAGAAGUACUGCAGAAUUAUCAACGGGAGGACGAGGCCGCAGCAGCCAAGAAGUAAAAUGUCAUAUUUAUAGCCCUGUAUUGAUUAUCUGGAUAUUUAUACCACGUGAUUAAAAAUAAAUGUAAUGGUGACACGAAGUCAAGGACGUUUGUCUACUUGUCUAAAUUACACUUGUUUUUUAAUCACACCAUGUAUACCCAUUUACAUAAAUUGAAAUAAACAUUUACGAAACA